AUGCUAUUAGCUAUUACAUUUUUAGUAUUGGAAUAUUUCGGAGGUAUAGGACUUGUAUCCCAACCCAAUAAUAAUUCUACAGUGGAAUUUAGGGUUCAUUCUAUUAAGGAUAUAACUAAUAUAAUUAUACCGCACUUUGAUAAUUAUCCCUUAUUAACUAAAAAAUAUUCCGAUUCUAUGCUUUUUAAAAAUGUUAUUAAUUUAAUGUUAGAAAAACAGCAUACUAAUCUAGAGGGAAUACAAAAAAUAAUUAAUACAAGGGCAUCUAUGAAUGGAGGUUUAUCUGACCAAUUAAAAAAGGCUUUUCCUGAAACUAUUCCUGUUAUAAGAAAGAACAAUAUAUAUGCUUCAUUACGUUUUUCUAUUGCUCAAGAUUUAAGAGAUGUAGAUUUAUUAGAAUAUGAAAAGCGUUCAAUAGCUGAGUUUGUAGUUACAAGAAUUGAUGAUAUAAUUAACCAUGUAAUACCUUUUUUUGAAGAAUAUAGUAUUGCAGGAUCAAAGUAUUCAAAUUAUUGUACUUUUAAAAUAGCUGCUUUUAUGGGUAAAAACAAAGAACAUUUAAAAGAAGAUGGUAAUGACUCGUUGUAUGGUAAAAACGGUUUGUAUGAAGAAAUGAAAUAG
Bipolaris victoriae FI3 is the source of this 621-nucleotide messenger RNA. RefSeq lists its product as hypothetical. Gene Ontology annotation, molecular function: endonuclease activity. The transcript is spliced from 5 exons. The record is from RefSeq and is a predicted model, not a curated record. Lineage: Eukaryota; Fungi; Ascomycota; Dothideomycetes; Pleosporales; Pleosporaceae. Bases 1 to 621 code for a protein of 206 amino acids.